Menidia menidia (Atlantic silverside) is the source of this 276-nucleotide messenger RNA. Lineage: Eukaryota; Metazoa; Chordata; Actinopteri; Atheriniformes; Atherinopsidae. The record is from the annotation of a GenBank genome assembly.
AAACCAAGCAGAGAGGACUGGAGAGGUGGCCUGGACGCAUUAUCCUUUUCCCUGGAAUACCAGAAGUCCUUGAACACAUGUGUUCUUGACGUGCACCGCCGGGCUGGCAACCACAACGACCCACACCUGUGCGAUUUCCUUGAGCAGGACUUCCUCAUAGACAGCCAUGACACCAUCAAGAAGCUGGGCGACUACAUUGGCAGUCUAACCCGUCUCACUACUUCUGAGCCUCAUGGUGCCAUGGGAGAAUACCUGUUUGAUAAACACACCCUGUAA